CGAAUGCAUCACCAGACCAAAGCAGUCGAUCGUCGAUGUUUGUUGUCAUUGACAGCUGCGUGUCUGCUAGCCAAAGUCAUGGCGCUGCUCAAACAAAGUUGCUGCGUUGCUGGCCGUUUCUCCACAAACCAUCUAUGGCUGAUUCCCAGGAGCAUCCCACAUCAGGUUUACAGCAGCAGUCUGAUCACUGCGGCCAAGUCCUCCCCGGACCGGGCUGACAGAAAGAAAGAGCUACUGAGUGAUGACGGACCUGAUCUUCAAGACUUUAUUUCAGGGGAACUGUCAGAGAAAAGCAAGUGGACGGAGUACAGAGGCAACCUUAAGAGAGGGAAGGGAGAGAGACUGCGUCUUCCUCCAUGGCUGAAAACAGAAAUCCCCAUUGGGAAAAACUACAACAAGCUGAAGAACACACUCAGAGACCUCAACCUGCACACAGUGUGUGAAGAGGCCAGGUGUCCUAACAUUGGAGAAUGCUGGGGGGGUGGAGAGUACUCUACAGCCACAGCCACCAUCAUGUUAAUGGGGGACACAUGUACCCGUGGGUGCAGGUUCUGUUCGAUAAAAACUGCCCGUCAACCCCCACCUCUGGACCCUGACGAGCCAUAUAAUACAGCCAAAGCUAUUGCUGCCUGGGGACUGGACUACGUGGUUCUUACUUCAGUGGACAGGGAUGAUAUUUCUGACGGAGGAGCAUCGCACUUUGCAAAGACUGUCUCCAACCUGAAGGGAAGGAACUCUCUGAUCCUGGUUGAAUGUCUGACCCCUGAUUUUCGAGGCGAUCUGGCUGCAGUGGAGACGAUUGCCCUGUCAGGGUUAGACGUGUACGCCCAUAAUGUGGAGACGGUGCGAGAGCUACAGAGGCAUGCACGUGACCCCAGAGCAAACUUUGACCAGUCUCUGAGCGUCCUGAAGCACGCCAAAAAAGUAAAACCCAGUGUGCUCACCAAGACGUCCAUCAUGCUGGGACUGGGGGAGACCGACCAGCAAGUUCUUGACACGUUAACUGAGCUGCGAGAAGCAGGAGUGGACUGUCUCACACUGGGCCAGUACAUGCAACCCACUAAACGCCAUCUUAAGGUGGAGGAAUACGUAACUCCAGAGAAGUUUUCUCACUGGGAGAAAGUAGGAAAUGAAAUGGGAUUCAUUUAUACAGCCAGCGGGCCUCUGGUGAGAUCCUCCUACAAAGCAGGCGAGUUCUUCCUGAAGAAUCUACUGAACAAGAGAAAAGCAGAAGCAGCAACAGCAGAAUAAAGAGCAACUAAACAGCAGCUUAUAGAGACCUUCUUUAAAACUAACAGCUUACUUAUAACAGAACAUACGUGUGCAACACUUGCAAUACCAUAAAGCAUCAUAUUCUGGACACGCAUUUUAAAGAUAUAACAGAUAAAACUCAUGUGUAGUUCAGGGACCAUGUGUUUGCACUUGUCCUCAUAGCUGACCAUUCCAGCUGUGAUGGCUCAGCUCUGUGUUUUAGAGGAAAGAGAUCAAAGUGAACCAGCGAUCUUUGAGGCCUGCAGAUAUGAAGAUAUGGGUGCCGCCUCAAUCUGCGACGCCCUGCCAGAAGAAAUACAACUUGUUGUUAGCCGUCGCUGUAAUUUGCUAUCUCUGCACCUCAAGGGGGGCCCUAAAUCUCCUCCAGCAUGAACUCCUCCCCUCAGGGCCUCAGACUUCAGGUGAAGAGCUGCUGACCUGUGAUCUGUGGCUCUGCAGGAGCUCUUUGAUGUUUGCUUCUUCUGGACUGAUGAUUUAAUCCUACAGGAGAGGUGUUUUUUUUCGGGCCAAGUUUUCUUACAGCAGCACAAAGGGGAAACUAUGAAUUAUACAAGAUUAUAUUUAUAGUUCUUGAACAUUUUAAACAGGAAACUUGUUUUAAUUUCAUCAGAAAAGUAGAAUUUUAACCUUGAUUGGCCAUUCAGACAUUUCUCAAGAAGUACCUCUUCAUAAAAAGGGGGUCAUUAAAUUUAAGUUUAACACAAAUGUCUUAUUGCGCAAAUGGGUUAAGAACAUACAUCUUAAUCAUGUAAGUUAAUGUGUGAAUAAUUAAAACUCACAAGUUGAUCUGUGUGCAACUUUUGUUUUAUGUUAUUAAACAGAUACAAAUGAAAA
Molecule: messenger RNA, 2106 nt
Organism: Notolabrus celidotus (New Zealand spotty)
Lineage: Eukaryota; Metazoa; Chordata; Actinopteri; Labriformes; Labridae
Gene: lias
Product: lipoic acid synthetase
Exons: 11
Coding region: 4-1251 (415 amino acids)
Biological process (GO): lipoate biosynthetic process
Cellular component (GO): mitochondrion
Molecular function (GO): 4 iron, 4 sulfur cluster binding; lipoate synthase activity
Source: RefSeq, a predicted model, not a curated record